UUAAAAGGUUGAUAAGUUAAAUGGAGGCAUGGUCAUAUAAGAAGAUCCAUUAGGAGCUCUGCAGAUUUUAUCACUUUUCUCUCUUGCAUUUAGCAUUAACACAGCUUUGAAUGCUUGUUGGAUGAACCAUUAAUUCUAGAAGCAGAAUAUUAAAUAAAAUGCUUUUUAGCAAUUGAGGAGCUACAGGGGCGAGGGGAACACCUCCUCUUCUCGGUAGAAACAAUAUUGAAUCAGUCUGAGUUAAUAUUUUGGGAACCUAUUUUUGUGAAGUUGUUCUAUGAUUUUGAAGCUGCCUUUACGUAACAAAAAAUAUGUCACGGGCGAUGCAAGAAUGAAUUAGGCGUUCCUAUGUUGGUAAAACGGCGUUUUCUGGCUGUUGAAAGAGUGCGAUUGGAAUAUUUUCAGUGAGCUUGGAACAUUGGAAUAAUUUAUUAAAUUCAGAGGUAACGAUAUAUGCGACUGAUAGCGGUUGCUUUUUGACAAAUCCACUCAGCAUAAAAUUAUUCUAAACAAUAACUAAGCAUGCUCGCAAUAAAUUUUGUUAUAUGUUUCUAACAUACAUAAUUUUACAGACAACACGUAUAAAGUACAUACAUCAUAUUUUCUGUGUUUUGCACAUACUUGAAAUCAAGCUUCAAGGGUGUUCAACUUGAAAAGCCAUUCUUUGAAAUUAUCAGAAAAGAAUGCCUGUUAAAGAGCCUCUUAAAGUGUUUUUGCUUUGUCCAUUGUUUGCCCUCAAGACUCUAUAAUGACAAACUGUGUCCUUGUCUUUGUUUUCUGUUCUUUUUCAUUGCAUUUAGAAUUAUCUCCUCAUAAGUUUCUUGCCAAUGAUAAUAUCACUUAUGUAUUAAGUUUAUAAUUGAAUAUAUUCAUACAAAAAGGCUGCUUAAACCCAAAUUCUGAAAGAUUUUCAUUUAUUUUCUUUCUAAAAUCAUUUCAUGUCCCAAAUAAGUUUAUAUUUGAAUAUAUUCAUACAAAAAGGCUGCUUAAACCCAAAUACUAAAAGAUUUUCAUUUAUUUUCUUUGUAAAAUCAAUUCAUGUUCCAAAUCUAUAAUUUAACAUAUCACCAUGCUACUCAGGCUGUUUAAAGUCAGAAAAGACCAGGUAGAUUCAUCUGUAUAUGUUACGCACUAUGCUGCACAUGAAUAAAUUCACAAUUUCAUGAUUACAAUUUGGAGGAAAUUUAAAACACUCCUUCGGCACAAAAUUAGUAGCAAAUGUUUGCUUCUUUAUCGACACCACCAUUACAAUUAAAGUAACAUGCUACAGACAUUAAAAAAGAACCUACUGAUAAGUUUCAGUUGUUAGGAAUAGCUAUGCAAAUAGAAAUUCGGAGUGGAAUCUGGAGAGAAAGUAAAAAGUUCAAUUUCACUUCGACUUUGAUUUUGCCCGAUUAGCCUGAUGAUAAACAAACACAGCAGCAAGAAACGUUUCUAAUUAUAUUCAUCAUUAUGGAUCCAUUUGAGGGAUUCAUUCUUCAAUCGUUAGAAUUUGAAUAGUAGACUUAAAUUAAUAAUCACAAUAUAACUAAAAUAACCAAAGAUAGCCAAAAUGGUAAUUUUAAACGAUCAUUAACCACCAUAAAGCCAAUUAGAUAACCACUAACCCUAAUCUCAUGAAUCUGCUACCAGUAUUACUUUAAAUUGCGAUUGUAUCAAUUCACUAUGAUUCGGUUUUUGUUCGACAAAUGACCUGCAAUUCCAGUGUGCAUCAAUUACUGAUAAAUGCAUCGAAAAAUGUUGAAAAAGUCUAAUGCAAUGAUAGCUUUAAUACUUGUUUCUUGAAUCAUGCCGUAAUAGUAAGCUGUGUUGAGUUGUUAUAAACAUGUUUGAUUUUCGCUUCAUCAUGCAUCAUUUAUGGUUUUGAUAUAAGUUAAGCUUAAGCUCAAUAAACUCAUAUCUUAAAUUUUACAAUUUUGUCACAAUUAUUCAUUAUAUCAUUUAAUCAAUAUUUCAACGUGAAAGUGGUUAAAAGCAAAUUAAAAUAUAACACAUAAACUACUGGUGGUCUAGGGUGUAAAAGACUCUUUAAAUGGAAUAUCAUACUGUAUUCUCAACUGUCUUGUCACAAUAAAGGCUUGGCACAAUAUACUGAUCAUACAAACAGUUGAUGCUGUACGUUUAGAAUUGAGAAACCGAAUUAUGGAGUGCAAUUUGGAACAUGUAACAAAGACCUAUUGUUUAACCCAACCAAUAAGAAUUAAAUUAUCACCGAGAUUCAUGGAGACAUGAGGUUCUUAAUUCAUCGUCUGAAAAAGAACCAUUUUUAGAGGUCCCUGUAAGAGAAAAAUAAUCUCGUCCACAAACAGCAUUUUACUUGAGUAUUUGCCUUAUCUUUGACAGGAACAUGUGUAAGCUAUAAGAUACCUAACUAUCAACAAUAAUCCGAACAACCAGUUAGCUUUAUUCUGAAUCUUGUGGACUGAAUAGUGCCCACCGAAAGAAUUUGAUAGCCUUGGGACCAUAAUAAAUUCACAUAGAUACAGAGCUGCAGACCGCGUAAAAUAGCUUCGGUCGCUCUCCAGCCAUUACCAGGACCAGAAAACAUACUGUAGUUGAUAUCAGGACUAACGAGUCAGUUUACGUCCAGGAGUGAAUUGAGAAAAUUGCCAAAACAAAUGAAAACAAUGAUGCGUGAUUACUUUCAGGACCUUUUCUUGCUCCAGUGCUAUUUAAUCGCUGUAAAACAUCACAAAAAAUUGAAAUUGAACUUAUGGCUAGCAUUUUUAGCUACAUUGAUAACAAAAUUCAUUGUUUGCAGAAUAUGUAACAAUAUAAACAUUUUGUUGGUAUACUUUUUAUACCUAAUUGAAUAAUUUUAUAAAAAAAUAAAGAAUAAUUUGGUGCUUAGGUCAGUUACAGCUUUAGAUGAGUCAAACUAGCAUUGCGUAAUUUAAUAGCAAGUAAACUGUGAUAGUUCUGAAACAUCUGAAAGAAGUGUUCUCGUUAUAAUGAAUAAAAUGAAUUUAAAGAAGUUGACAGAGAUCCAUUUUCUCAUUAUCAUUCAUAACGAACAAGGAAUCUUAAAAGUUGACAUAAACAUAAACAUAAACAAAUAAACACGAAAGCAAACAUUAAAGUAAACAUAAAUAAAUGUAAGAAUUUUGCACCAGCUGGAGAUAAAUAAAAUCUAAUACUGCAUUUCUUACCUUUGUUUCAAAAUUUACUUUUCUGUUGUAGCACCUGUCCUUUGCCCACCUUGUGCACAAUUAAGUUCAAAACUUGAUGCAGAUUUAGCAUUAGUUUUUCUAUAAACAACACACGGGAAGAAACAUAUCCUUUCAAAAUUGAUUUGUGGACUUGUUAUGUCGGUAAUCUUUAAUUUUUGAAGUUUUGCCAGAAAGUCAGUAGGGACACAAAAGCCUCUCCUGCGUUGUUUUUAAUUAAUUUUUUGAAUACAUUUAAACAAGCAAAUAUAGUGAAUCAACAAAGAAAAUUAUUUUUUAUUUAAUAAUAGAAAAUUUGUGAAAGAUCCCGUGGCUUCUAUACUGAUUAGCUCUUAUGCGCUUCAAAGUUUAAUGAAGAUUUACAAUUCAACAAAAGAACAUUGUCGGCGGCAAAGUUUCAAUAAUUUCUUAAUUUCAAGUCUUAACAUUUUAUUAAGUGUUUUUUAGUAAUUGAAAGAAACGGCUGCUAGUCUUUGGCCUACCAGACAUGAUAAUUUAUAAUUAACCAGACAUCAUAAGCUUUUAUAAAAUAUAAAAAGCUAUUUAUAAUAUUUGAUCCCAUCUAUGAGAAACUAAAUGCAAAACUGGUCUUCAAGAUUUAUUUAUCUUGAUGAGCGAAAUUGAUCCCCAAAAAGAUCUUCUGAGGUAUUUUGAUUAUAUGAUUAAAGUAUAGAAGAAACUACUUGUCUUCAAAGUUUGAUUUUUCAUCCUUCCCUCUAUCUAUCUAAAAGACGCUCUCAAAAGGCUGGGUAGAUGCUAGAAUAUCAAUGGAAAAAUUUAGAAGUCGAUUCAUUACUUUUAGCUCUUUGUAAAACAAAAAAGACAGAAAACCUGUUGUAAAUUUGAAAUUGGUUGUCAAAAUCUUGUGUUUUCUUAUCAACGGCUAUUCAGUCGUGUUUAUGAUUUAGAAACAAAGAUUCGUCGUCGGAGCAGGGCACCGAUUUUACGCCAAUGUAAUGAAUGUCAUCCAAGGGAUAAUCAUUAAAUAUUUCGUAAAGCAAUACCAUUCAGAAACUGUGAAUAUUUGGGCCAAAACCAUACUCCAUUUGAAAAGGAGUCAUAACUCAAUGACAGGUUUCACCAAAUUCCACUAUUUUAUAUCUCUACAAACAUAGAUAGGAAGCAAUACUAAAGUUAUAUUGAUUCAGACUUUCUGUGUUAUUUUUUUUCCUAUUUCAGAUUCUUGCGAUGGCUAGCAUCAUUAAAUAUAGCGUUGAUUUCUAGACAAUUCCGGUGGCAAUUCAUGAAUAGUUUGACUGUGCCAAUACUGCAACCACCUUCAAUUCAAUACUAAUUAAAAAUUAAAGCCAUUCAACUUGCAUUUGCUUAUAGUCACAUUUUGCGAUAAAUGGCAGCGUAUUAAGUAAUUUAGAAAAUUUUCCAAUACAUGAUAGCAUUUAUGAUUGCGAACACGCACAUAGAAGUGCUGUCACUUGACAUUUAACAGAGUAAAAACAUCAACAUUUUGGUCAAAUGUGGAAUAUUUAGUUUUUUUUUAAUCGUGGGUCAAAACAAUGGCUUUGUAUUGUAAAAGCAACCUAUCAUCAUUAAGAAUGAUAUAUAAACAAUAGUUUUAUGAUUCCAAAUUCAAAAAAUACAACAAGCGCAUUUAAUUAGGAAAUCUUCAAUAAAAAACACUCUCAACCUUAAGAAACUGCUCAAAAAUGAAAAAUUCUAUGCAAAAUUUGGAUUAAAAUGAUUUUUUUUGACAAUUAGGUAUUUAUUUCAAGCUUAUCUAACGCGCAUUACCGAAAUAAGUACUCUUUGCAACCGAUUAGGUUUUUAUGUUAUUUUAUGCUAAGUUUUUGUGUGUUAUUUCUAUUUCCAAAUAGUGGUUCUGAAGCAAUUGACAUUUGGGAAGGUUUUAAGAAAUUGACCAGUCCUAAUAUCAACAUAAUUAGGAGGCUGCGUAGUUUGAAAAAGUACGUUCAUACUCUUUGCUUUAUAAGAUUUAAAAGUUCACUCUUUGUGUAGCAAGGUUUUUUAAUUUCAUGAAAAAUGAACCCUCUUUCUCUGCCAAUACCAAAGAUCCUAAAAUUUCUGUCAAUGAAGGCUUUUGCGUUCUUCUGGUUUUGUUUCCUUAGAAUAUUUUCAUCUUACUUUGACUAUUAAUUUCGGCAAAGUCUUUCAAUAUAUUUUCGUUUAGGCCUUGAGUUUGCUGUCUACUGGUAUACAUGUGCUGUUUUAUUAUUUCUACCGGUCUUGAUGUGUUCUGAGAUUCAGCAACCUACAAUGCAUUUUGGAAGCACUCAAAUUCGUUUUUAUUUGGCAGGGAUGCAUCUUUGGUCGCAACUAUGUUUUAUAUUAAAACAGGAAGACUUUAUGAGUGAAACAGCUGUAUUGAAACAAAUUGCGCGUCUUGGACAGCUCUGCUAUUUUUGUUUCAUAUAGCCAUAGGUGUUUGAUAUAUUUCAUAUUGUUCAACUUACCGUUGCCUACAGUAAAAAAAACAGUGUCAGAUGUGUUUAAACACCCUGAAAUUAUUUGCAAAUUAGCAUUCUCUUCAAUAAGAAAAGAAUCUCAGUUAUCUUGGAACUUUCAAAUGCUGUUUCAAAAGAAAUGUAAAAGAAAUUGUUUUUUUGUUCUUAAGAAAGCCUUUCGAAAUAAAGCCCCCGUAACUUUCUUGAAUACAUUGACUCGCCAACAAUUUAAAAGAUAAUCUAAUAAAACAUGUUAAUGGCAUAUAAUAUUUUAUCUAAAUAAAGUCAAUAUAAUAAGUAGAUAAUUUAAGUACCAAAAAUGAAUAUGAUUGUGAAAAACACGACGUUUCGAGCCAGUUUGCAGAGCAUGGUCAUUUUGACAAGAUUUUGGGUGCGCAAACAGCCCGCACCUAAGUUGUGAAUGCACAAAGAAUCGUCCCAAAAUGCCAGUUGCACUAGUACUAUCAACAUUUCCAGUUUUUAUUUCAAGAGAUUUAGUUUUAGGUGCUUCUCAGCACUAUUAUAGCUGCAUCUUGGGUGCAUCUUGCACUUAGAGUGGGGAGAGAGGCGUGGGAACCAGGAGAGGUGAUCAUAUCGAGAGGUAGAACCAAGACUGAUCGAUAAGCACAGCUUCUCAGUGCUCUAAAAUUACUUUCGGGUGCUAGAUAGCCACAAAUAAAAAAAUAAAAAGCUGUGCAAUCACCAUACAUUACACACUGGAUUUCGAGCAUGUACUCGUUGUCAAGUGACUCGAAAAGCAAAUAUGAGAUAAUCCUUUGGAUAGCGCUUUGGUUAUAGUUCAACUUCUCAUCUAAUAUUCAAAACAAACAGCAAUGUUGACGAUUGAUUUUGAUGUCUAUAACACCCGAACUGGUAAAGCAUUUAAGGUCAGAAUUACUUAUUCGCUUUCUGGGAAUAAACGUGUCGAGUAGAAAACACCUUUUAUUUGAUCUUCCCGAGAGAUGCAACCAAGUUCUGCAUUAGACUGUGUAAAAUAAAGUGUCCAAUCAAGAAGCAGCCUUUUACCCAGUGAAAAUGGCUAUGAAACUCAUAAUCUGUACUUUUUUAUUGGCCAUGCAAGCAGAUUUGUUAACAGCUAUGUAUCCAUCCUUAGCCAGUUUCACUACAUGGUCGAUUAUUUUACGUUCAUGUACUUUAGGUGCUUUUCCCUAUGUCUACUUUCCAAGCGCAAAAGGGCGACUUUGUUUCCAAGCUGGCUCGUACGGAUCAUCAAUGAAAAUGACUGCAACGAGUUGUUGCUACCCAAGUAGUCGGAUUGAAUUUCAAGACAAUAACAUAUUCAUUGGCAAAAAUCUAUGUUUUGGUGGAGAUGUAAAAGAUGGCAGUACGCUAAAAGUUUUUUACCAAUCAGAGACCUGCGCUUCGUUCAAUAUUGGAGCGGAUGGCUAUCUAAAAGUACGCGACAGUUCCGGUAUGAUGUUCUGCAUGAAGGAAUUUGAGCAUGGCCCAAAGAUUCGUAAUUGUGAUGGGUCCCUGGCAAACUAUAACUUCUACAACAACGGCACCUGUCACGACAGCAAAGCCGCCUCCACGAAAAUUGCACACCUAAAAAGACUUGUGACGGUAGAUAAUUUCGUAUUGACCAAUGAUGGGAGCAAGCUUACAUUAACAGAAAGCACAAAAUCAGAUACAGCCACAACACUGCUGUGGUAUUCAAACAAAGAGUUAUACGCUCAUGUUGGUGGUGAAGAGAAGUGCUUGUAUGUUGACGAGCAAGACAAACUGUCGGAUUUGGAUGGCAAGGAUGUCAAGUAUGACAAAGACAAUAUCAAAGGAUGCAUGGGUCAAACAUUCCAAUAUCGGAGCGACAUAAAGACAUUUGAGCUAUCUGGUACAAACUAUUGUUGGAGAAACGAAGGAUCUGCCCUUAAACUGAGGCUGUGCUCUUCAGUUGUAGUGUUUUCUACAAUGUCCGCACAGUGGAAUACAGGGACAACAUCUGUUUUGCAACUCAAGUCGUCUUCAAUAGAGACGUCAAUGACGUCAUCAUUGAAGUCAAACAUGAUGUCUUCAAUGACCUCCAAUGUGAUGUCAUCAAUAACUUUGCGCGUGACGUCAUCAGUGAUAUCGUCUGCUAUGUCUUCAGUUGCUUCACAAAAACUAUCAUUUACCCUAUCCCCUGAAUUGUCUUCAAAAUAUUCAUCUGUUUUCUCACCUAUAUCAUCAAAGUUAUCAACGCGGCCGACUUCGUCAAUGUUCUUUAAAACAUCCACUUCAUCUCCUGUGCAUACCUUAAGUUUGAACAGUGUUUCUUCGCACUCUCUGUCGACUUGGUUACCUUUGAGCAGAAUGCAGUCAGUCUUAUCAAGUACAAAACAAUCUAAUUCAGGACUGGUACCUGGUUCAUCCACAACGAAACUCGUAAAUUUAAAACCAUCUGACAUAAGCGAAGGAACAAGCAUAGGAUACACCGUAUCAAAUCGAGGAUCAACUCUUAGCACUCAGAUUUUAGACAGCUCUUCUGUGAAUAUUUUACCACUUCCGGCUGGAUCAAAAUCAUACAAAACUACUUCAUUUUUAAUACAACCAACAAAAUCGAGUGGUAUAUCAGCCUCAACUUCAUCAGCCAAACCGCAAGUUGAAAAAAUUUACCACAAUUUAUAUCUGGCCAAUCCAGGACAGCAAUGUGAAGAAUUUUGCCGAUCUAACAAAAUGUACUGCUCGUCACAAAUUGACACUGGAAAUACAAACGAUGGGUUCUUGAGUAACGGAGUAUCGUGUAGCUCUGAUGGUGCCAGAAAGCAAUGGACGAAUACAUUUGAUCCUUUCUAUAACACAAGCAAUGGAGCUUGCUAUGGAUAUCUAUUCGUGAACAGAACUGUUCCUUGCUACAUUGAAAAUUUAGCAGAUAGAAAUGUCAGAAGGCUUUGCAGAUGUGUCAAAAAUGCUGAUGAAGACCAUUUCAGCCCAUGGAUGCCUUGGUCGAAAUGCACAGCAUUAUGCAACAUAGGAAAGCAAGAAAGACAAAGAAUAUGCAAUGAAUUUCCGUGUAAUGCAGAAAGUCUCGAAACAAGAGAAUGCAACAAUCAGCCCUGCCCUGUAAAUGGUGGAUUCUCUGAUUGGUCAGUUUGGUCCGGGUGCAGUAAGUCAUGUGGUGGAGGCAACAGGAACCGCACGCGGUCGUGCAGCAAUCCGGUACCAGAAUAUGGAGGAUUAGACUGCUUUGGGGAUAAGCUGCAAAUUGCUGUGUGCAAUGUCGGUUACUGUCCGGUUGAUGGUACAUGGACAAAAUGGACAGAAUGGUCAGCCUGUGACAAGCCUUGCAAUGGUGGUUGGUAUAGGAGAUGGAGAUACUGUACCAACCCGGCACCACUUUACGGGGGACAAAGCUGUGAUGGCGACUCACAAGAAAGAGUUCCUUGUAACCCACAUACUUGCCCAGCUGAAAACAUUACAGCAGUUAAUGUGCGGUUUGAUAAAGUAUGGAAAAAAGAACUGGGAAUUACUGGCUCCAGAGAGUACCAAGAGUUUUACAACCUGCUGAAGACAAAUCUUCUUUCACUGUAUCAGGAUGAAUCUUUCAACAGAUCGUACCUAGAUUGCUCAAUCAACACCCUAAGCAAUGGGAGCAUUGUGGCAACAUUUACACUGUACUUUACUGGUCUCGACUCAUUCCAGAUGCUUUUGUUGCAAGAUGCGGUAAAGGAAGACAAAUACAUUGGCAAGCUUAAAAUCCUGAGCUCCAAUGAUUCUCUAACAUCAACUCUUGUUCCAUCUGCGUCGCCAAUCAACUUUACGUUGAGUGCUCCUGAACCUAACAUGGUCAUGGCAAAGUGGGAACGAGUUGCCACUAACCACCGUAAUGGAAACAUAACUGGCUACAUACUGUUUUAUAAAGAAAAGCUCCUCAGAGCAGAGCACUACCAAAGCAUUGCAACCACAAACCUUACAGUGACUUUAAGAGGCCUUCUGUCAUACACCGAAUACAUGUUUCGUGUCCUCGCUUACAACGAAAACGGAAAUGGACUGGCGAGUGAUGCAAUGACAAUUUUCACGCAAGAUUCAGUACCAAGUACACCUCCACAGAAUGUUCAAGCAAUUGCAAACUCACCGUUCACUGCUAUCGUAAACUGGGAGAACCUCGAACAAAAUCAAUGGAAUGGCAAUCCAGUUGGCACACUAAUAAUUUACGUUGACUUAAAGGGACAGAAAGCCAAUCAAACUGUCCCUUUUCCAGAGUCUUUUGCUAAGAUAGGAGAUCUUCAUCCGAUGACAGCUUACUUGAUUGACGUGUGCGCAGUGACCAGAAAAGGAGCUGGACCUUGUCGAAGAGUCCAAGCAACCACGUUAGCAACUCCACCAACCAGAUCCCCAAGUAACAUAAUGAUUGCAAGUUUGAUGAGCCACAAUUCAAUCCAAGUAUCAUGGCAAAGACUCAGCUCUGAAUAUGUUUAUGGAGAUUUAAAAGGGUACAAGGUCAUCUAUCGAUUAGUGAAACUAGGAGGCAAUGUCAUUGCUUCUUCAAAGAAAGAGACUAAAAUCAUCCAUCCUUCUUUGACUCAAGCCACUUUAUCUGAAUUGCAACCAAAUGCACAGUACACUUUCAACGUUCUUGCAUUCAAUCAACAUGGAGAUGGAAAAAUGUCGGAGACAUUUACUGGAGAUACCUGUCCCUGUCCAGAGGUGAUCUAUACAAAUUUUGCUGCAAGUUCUCCAUACAUGUUUAGAGACAAAAAUGGAGAGAUUAAAGGACUUAUUGCUAGUAUUCUAAAGAACAUGACGUCCUCUGUCUGUGGAACAUGUAAACGAGCGCCAAUGAGUGUUUUGAGUUUUAAAAGCAAUGGAAAGAAUGGCUGGGCAGAGAAAAGAUCAAUUAAGGAGAUGAAGAUGGACAUUGAUGAUUAUGUUCAUAUGAGUUUUCCUAUUUUCGGCAACAGCGAGCUGGAUCUGUACAAUGGAUACGCUUUUGUUCCUCUCUUCAGCCAUCCUGGCGUGAUAUACUUCAUUAUCAAAGAUACCCUGGCUGAACAAAUUCGAGGAAUGAUACUAAAUGUACUAAACACCUGGCCAAUAUUCUUAAUCAACAUGCUAUUAAUUAUCCUGUCAGGAUUUUGCAUAUGGAUAUGCGAUUGGAAGUCCAAUGCAGAUGAAAUUCCACACGGCUUUUUUACUGGCAUUGCUAAUGGUUUUUAUUGGUCUUAUGUAACAAUGGGAACGCAUGGAUAUGGUGAUAUCACACCGAAAGGCAUCUUGGCCCGGCUAUAUGCUGUUGUUUGGAUUCUUAUAGGCAUCAUUAAUCUUGGCAUUCUGACUGGUGCCUUGACCACAGCAAUGACUGUUGCGCAAGUCUAUGAUAGCUCUAUGAUUUACAAUGUUAAGGUUGCUGCAGUUCAGGGUUCUGAAGCAUACAGAAUUGGUUUACAUAGAAAUGGAAGGGUUAAUGAAGAAAAUCAAUACAAGACAAUCGAAGAAGUGUCAUCUGCCUUAAAGAGGAGAGAAGUGAGAGGUGCCUUGGUUGAUGUUUACUCGGCAGCAAUGCGUAGUGACCUAUUCAACCACCCUGACAUUGUCGCCAAGAAGAGGGUUGUGUAUCCUAAUGCAUAUGGGCUUGUGCUUACUGGUGAAUUGAAGAAUGCUGCUUCUGCGUUCAGAGAUUACCUUAAUGUUAACGUAGACAAAUUUCUCGAGGAUACAAGGAAAAGAGCAGCUGGCUUAGAGGUAAAUAAAGAAACUGGGGAUACGGUUGCAGUUUUUGAUCCCGAAUCUGAAGUUUUUCAAAAGACCCUGUUGGGCCUUUUUGCUGGCCUAGUCAUUUGUUUUCUAAUUGGGGCCUUGAGCAACUUCUACAAAUCUUCGAAGACAAAGUCAUUCAUAGCGACUGAGACCUCCCCAAGUUUCAAACUGGUCGAGGAUAUCUGCAAUAGCAGUCUACUAGAACUGCGAAGAUCAUUCAAAGAAAAACUCGACAUUCUUGAGAAGAUGCAACUUGAUGAGCGGAUAAAGAGGCAUAACUUGGCAAAGCCGUCUAAAUACUUACUAUCCACGGUGAACUGCAAAGAGCGAAGGUCAAGUUUGUUUGCUGAAAAAGAAACAAAUGUGGAAAGCAUUGCUUGCACUUGCGAUGAAAACUAUGGACAUGCUGAAGUAGAUAAACCCAAUGCAAGAACUUAAGAGGAGAAGCCCCGAUCAAAACACGUCAUUGUGGCCUACCGUUCUCUCAUCAAGUUCCAAUCUUUUUUGUGAAUGGAACAGUGGUUUUGUACAAUCAAUAACAUUGAGCACAUCUAAAUUACCUAAUAUCGCAUUAUUUUCAACCGUACACUCACUUUUUUAUAAGAAACAAAGGGCGAUGUUGAGUACUCCGGUUCCUUAAUGUUCUGGAAAUUUCAAUACUCAUUGUUUCUUAAGAGUUUCCUAAUUAUAAUGUCACGAAUGAUGGUAUGAAAUGUUCGUGACCUUUUCUUUCAUGAGAUUCACUUCCGUUCUUAUGCUGACGUGGGAAGUAUAUUUUUAUCCCUUGCGUCUUAAGUUCUAGGCCAUCAGGGCAAUCAUGUUCUUAUAUUUUACAAAAUUUCGUUGUUCUCAGUUUUAUCAUGUUUCAAUAGUUUCUUAAUUUUUUUGCUUCGAGUAUUGAAGUUUCUUAAUAUUUUCUGACUGUCCUGUACUCGUUUCUUAUAGCCAGUUUAUUAUAAAAAAAUUGAGUGUAUUCUGAAGAUGCUCGACAACUUUAGUGAAUGGAUCACUUAGGCCCUUUAAUUUUCAAUAGGUCGAAAGCCUUUUUAGCCUUUUUUGUGAUGUUUCAGGCCACAUUCAAUCAUUCUACAAUGCGCCUUAGUUGACCAAUAGAAGUUACCUGAGGUCAGUUUCCAAUAGCUUCUGGUAUUUUCAAUGAAUUCUCUUAUCAAUCAAAUCUUUGGUGGUACAGUUAUACAAAGUGGCUAUGUAAAUAACAAAAUUUUAAAGCAUGUCCAAGUUUUUCGUCUGAUACUCUUCAGAAGGUAAAACUUCAGAAUAUUGAUCGAAGAUUCUAAGCAAGGAAAGAUGCAUCAUGUAGCCAAAAGGAGUAGGCAGUAUAAGAACUCUAAUUGGCUUAUUUCGAUCAACAACUUGGUAUAUAUAUUUCCUAACUUAGAACUUUCGAUCUUUAUACUAUGAAGAGUGUCAAAAAAAUGUCUUAAAAUGUUUGCUUUUUCAAGGCAAUUUUAGAUAUUUUAUUUCUUUUCAAGCUUUUAUCGUGAAGAGACUAGUAGCCUAUUGCUAACUAUCUUUGUACAGAGAGAGCUGACAUACUUGCAAAAGUUUUUAUCAUCAAUAUUAGUUACCUCGAAUACGAAAUUUUCGCUAUUAUUGCUUCACGGCUCCCAAAAGCCUAUUCAAAGGCUAAUGCUAUCGUGCGCCGUCCGUAUUAAUAAGGUGGAACAUUUUGCAAUUUUAAACAAGACAGAUAUUUCCACAGUAGGUUACUACUGGCUGCUGACAUAUACUUUUGCCAAAGGUUCUAUUGAUGGCAUAAUGUAUGUUGUAGAUUUUGAUGAAAUGUGAGGUACAGCACUUAUGCUGUAUAUGAACGAUAUUAUAUGGAAAAACAACUCGAUCGGAUAUAUCUGCUGAUCAGGGGGCAAAAGGGAGGGUAAUAACAAAGAACACACUUGCUGUGAAUUGUCAGCUGCAAGUUCU
This is a messenger RNA of Rhopilema esculentum, 13225 nucleotides long. RefSeq lists its product as uncharacterized. Lineage: Eukaryota; Metazoa; Cnidaria; Scyphozoa; Rhizostomeae; Rhizostomatidae. Gene Ontology annotation, molecular function: protein binding. The record is from RefSeq and is a predicted model, not a curated record.